CAUGGUACGUCCUUCCUUCCCCCGUGCCCGAGCAAGGGUGGUACGCGCUGCCUCCGCUCGCCGCCCCUCCCCGUCAGUUUCCGCGCGAAAAGCUGGGGCUGUCUGCUUUGCUGCCGCGUCUGCUGCAGUCUCGGAGAUGCCGGCUCGCACCGCCCCUGCCCGGGUGCCYGCGCUGGCCAUCCCGGCCAUUUCCCUGCCUGACGAUGUCCGCAGGCGGCUCAAAGACUUGGAAAGAGACAGCUUAACGGAAAAGGAGUGUGUGAAGGAGAAAUUGAAUCUCUUGCAUGAAUUUCUGCAAACAGAAAUAAAGAAUCAGUUAUGUGAUUUGGAAACCAAAUUACAUAAAGAAGAAUUAUCUGAGGAGGGCUACCUGGCUAAAGUCAAAUCCCUUUUAAAUAAAGAUUUGUCCUUGGAGAACGGAGCUCACACUGUCAGUCGAGAAACGAACGGCCAUCUAGAAAACGGGAGCCAAGCAAGCCGUGCAGACAGGAGAGUGAAAAUGUCAGAACCAAACACCCCCAAAUCCGGUUCCAAACCUCGUGGACCCAGAAGAAGCAAGUCUGAUAGCGAGACUAAGGCUGAAGCUUCAUCUAGUCCCAUGGUUACGAGGAGAACAACCAGGCAAACCACCAUCACAUCUCAUUUUACAAAAGGCCCUGCUAAACGGAAACCUGAGGAAGAACCUGAAAGAACAAAUUCAGGUGACUCUGAGGAAGACAAAGACCAGGAAGAGAAGAGACGUUUACAGGAAGAGAAGAGACGUAGAGUUACAGCCACUGAAUCAGUUGCUGAACCUAGUGCAACAGAACCGGAAACGGCGACACCAGGAACACAUGCUGACACUGAAGAGGAAGAAAGAGGAGAAGAGAGGAGACUCAGAAGUCAAACCAAAGAACCAACACCUAUACCGAAACUGGAGGAGGAGCUGGAUGGAGAAGCCAGACCAGGGACUCGCAAUGAAGCGGAAGGAGAUAAGCGAGAUGAAAGGAGGUCUAGAAGUCAGUCCAAAGACCUAGCUGCCAAACGGAGACCUGACGAAAAAGAACCUGAACAAGUAACUCCACAAAUGUCUGAGAGAGAUGAGGAUGAAAAGGAGGAAAAAAGACGAAAAACUACACCCAAAGAACCAGCUGAGAAAAAAAUGACUCGGAACAAAACCCUUUUGAACCCCAAGGUUCAGCCACCCAAGUGCAACGAAUGCGGGCAGUUCCUGGAUGAUGUUGACCUCAAGUAUGAGCAGCACCCCUCUGAUGCGCUGGAAGAGCCCCAAAUGUUGACAAAUGAGAAACUGUCCAUCUUUGAUGAAAAUGGAUCUGGCUUUGGGAGUUACGAAGAUCUUCCCCAACACAAACUGACAUACUUCAGUGUGUACUGUAAGCGAGGUCACCUGUGCCCGAUUGACACUGGCCUCAUCGAGAAGAACGUGGAGCUUCUCUUUUCUGGUACAGCAAAACCAAUCUAUGAUGAUAAUCCGUCUCUUGAAGGUGGUGUUAAUGGCAAGAAUCUUGGCCCCAUUAAUGAAUGGUGGAUCACUGGCUUUGAUGGAGGUGAAAAGGCACUCAUCGGCUUCAGUACCUCAUUUGCCGAAUACAUUCUGAUGGAACCCAGCCCAGAGUAUGCCCCAAUAUUUGGGCUGAUGCAGGAGAAAAUCUACAUCAGCAAGAUAGUAGUGGAAUUCCUCCAGGGCAACCCUGAUGCGACCUAUGAAGACCUGAUCAACAAGAUUGAGACCACGGUUCCCCCUUCUACAAUCAACUUGAAUCGGUUCACAGAGGAUUCUCUCCUUCGACACGCCCAGUUUGUGGUGAGCCAGGUAGAGAGUUAUGAUGACGCCAAGGACAGUGACGAGCAGCCCAUCUUCCUGACUCCCUGUAUGAGAGACCUCAUCAAGUUGGCAGGGGUCACCCUGGGACAAAGGCGAGCCGAAAGACGUCAGACCAUCAGGCAUCCUGCCAAGGAGAAGGAUAAAGGACCCACAAAAGCCACCACCACCAAACUAGUCUACCAGAUCUUUGACACUUUCUUCGMAGAGCAGAUUGAAAAGGAUGACAGGGAGGACAAAGAGAACGCCUUUAAACGCCGGCGGUGUGGCGUCUGCGAGGUUUGCCAACAGCCUGAGUGUGGAAAGUGCAAAGCCUGUAAGGACAUGGUUAAAUUUGGUGGCAGUGGACGKAGCAAGCAAGCUUGUCUAAAGAGGAGGUGUCCCAAUAUGGCAAUGAAGGAGGCAGAUGAUGAUGAAGAAGUUGACGACGACAUCCCAGAGGUGCCAUCACCCAAAAAAAUGCAUCAAGGGAAGAAAAAGAAACAGAACAAAGAUCGGAUCUCUUGGGUUGGGGAGGCCGUCAAGACUGAUGGGAAGAAGAGUUACUAUCGUCAGGUGUGCAUUGACGCGGAAACCCUGGAGGUGGGGGACUGUGUCUCUGUUAUUCCAGAUGACUCCUCAAAACCUCUGUAUCUAGCAAGACUGGCCGAAAUGAGGCAGAAAGAAAUUCCCAGGGCUCUGGAGCAGCUUGUUGACCUGGACAGCAAAAUUAUCUACAGCUCUGCCACCAAGAAUGGCAUCCUGUAUAGGGUGGGCGACGGCGUGUACCUGCUUCCUGAGGCCUUCACAUUCAACAUCAAGCUGUCUAGCCCUGUGAAACGCCCAAAGAAGGAGCCUGUGGAUGAGGAUCUAUACCCAGAGCACUACCGAAAGUACUCUGACUACAUCAAAGGCAGCAACCUGGAUGCCCCCGAGCCCUACCGGAUCGGCCGGAUAAAAGAGAUCUUCUGUGCCAAGAAAACCAAUGGCAAGCCCAAUGGGUCAGAAAUCAAGAUCAGGCUGAACAAGUUCUACAGGCCCGAGAACACCCACAAGUCCACCUCGGCGAGCUACCAUGCGGACAUCAACCUGCUCUACUGGAGUGACGAGGAGGCCGUAGUGGACUUCCAGGCUGUGCAGGGCCGCUGCACCGUGGAGUACGGGGAGGACCUGCCGGAGUGCCURCAGGAGUACUCAGAAGGCGGCCCUGACCGCUUCUACUUCUUGGAGGCCUAUAAUGCAAAGACCAAAAGCUUUGAAGAUCCUCCAAAUCAUGCCCGUAGCCCGGGGAAUAAAGGAAAAGGGAAGGGGAAAGGGAAAGGCAAGACGAAGUCUCAGGCCUCUGAGCCCAGUAAACCAGAGACAGCAAUAAAACUGCCCAAGCUGCGGACCCUGGACGUGUUUUCUGGCUGUGGGGGGUUGUCGGAAGGGUUCCACCAAGCAGGCGUCUCCGAGACUCUGUGGGCCAUUGAAAUGUGGGAUCCCGCGGCCAGGCUGAACAACCCCCGCUCCACGGUGUUCACGGAGGACUGCAAUGUCCUGCUCAAGCUGGUUAUGGCCGGGGAGAAGACCAACAGCCGUGGCCAGAGGCUGCCCCAGAAGGGCGACGUGGAGAUGCUGUGUGGCGGGCCCCCCUGCCAAGGCUUUAGCGGCAUGAACCGCUUCAACUCUCGUACCUACUCAAAGUUCAAAAACUCCUUAGUGGUCUCCUUCCUCAGCUACUGUGACUACUACCGGCCCCGGUUCUUCCUUUUGGAGAACGUCAGGAACUUCGUCUCCUUCAAACGCUCUAUGGUGCUGAAGCUCACCCUCCGCUGCCUCGUCUGCAUGGGCUACCAGUGUACCUUUGGCGUGCUGCAGGCUGGUCAGUAUGGUGUGGCCCAGACCCGGAGGCGGGCCAUCAUCCUGGCUGCGGCCCCUGGAGAGAAACUCCCCCUGUUCCCAGAGCCCCUGCACGUCUUUGCACCCCGUGCCUGCCAGCUGAGUGUCGUGGUGGAUGAUAAGAAGUUUGUCAGCAACAUCACCAGGUUGAGCUCAGGUCCGUUCCGAACCAUCACAGUGCGGGACACGAUGUCGGACCUCCCUGAGAUCCGGAACGGGGCCUCGGCGCAGGAGAUCUCCUAUAACGGGGAGCCUCAGUCCUGGUUCCAGAGGCAGCUUCGGGGCUCGCACUACCAGCCCAUCCUUAGGGACCACAUCUGUAAGGACAUGAGCGCAUUGGUGGCCGCCCGUAUGCGUCACAUCCCCCUGGCCCCGGGCUCAGACUGGCGCGAUCUGCCCAACAUUGAGGUGCAACUCACUGACGGCACCCUGGCCAAGAAACUGCGCUACACCUACCACGACAAAAAGAAUGGCCGCAGCAGCUCCGGCGCCCUCCGUGGAGUCUGCUCCUGUGUGGAAGCAGGCAAAGCCUGUGACCCCUCCGCCAGACAGUUUAACACCCUCAUCCCCUGGUGCCUGCCCCACACCGGAAACAGGCACAACCACUGGGCUGGCCUGUAUGGACGGCUUGAGUGGGAUGGCUUCUUCAGCACAACCGUCACCAACCCCGAGCCUAUGGGCAAGCAGGGACGUGUGCUUCACCCCGAGCAACACCGCGUGGUGAGUGUGCGGGAGUGCGCCCGCUCCCAGGGCUUCCCCGACACCUACCRGCUGUUUGGCAACAUCCUGGACAGGCACCGACAGGUGGGUAACGCUGUGCCACCUCCCCUGGCCAAAGCCAUUGGCUUGGAGAUCAAGCUCUGUAUGUUGGCCAAAGCUCGAGAGAGUGCCUCAGCUAAAGUAAAGGAAGAGGUGGCUGCUAAGGACUAGCUUCACCCUCCAUCACUCUUGUUUCUGGCACCAGGAAUCCCCAACAUGCACUGAUGUUGUAUUUUUAACAUGUUUAAAUCUGUCAGUUCAGAUGUGUUGUACACAGUGUUUGUGGCCUUGGCUGACAUGAAGCUGUUCUGUGAGGUUURCUGAACUAAUGACUUAGUGAUCAAACUGUGCAGUUCUUUGUGCAUUCUGGAUUUUAAAAGUUUUUUAUUAUGCAUUAUAUCAAAUUACCACUGUACAAGUGGAAAUUAAGACUUUAUGUAGUUUUUAUAUGUUGUAAUAUUUCUUCAA
Urocitellus parryii (Arctic ground squirrel) is the source of this 4909-nucleotide messenger RNA. The record is from RefSeq and is a predicted model, not a curated record. Lineage: Eukaryota; Metazoa; Chordata; Mammalia; Rodentia; Sciuridae.